This is a messenger RNA of Gossypium raimondii (Peruvian cotton), 1459 nucleotides long. RefSeq lists its product as uncharacterized. NCBI's taxonomy places the organism in Eukaryota, Viridiplantae, Streptophyta, Magnoliopsida, Malvales, Malvaceae. The record is from RefSeq and is a predicted model, not a curated record. Bases 396 to 821 code for a protein of 141 amino acids. The transcript is spliced from 2 exons.
UACAAUCUCAAAGGAACGCCUGUUGCUUCUUCACUCGAUUAUGAUGGGUCAAAAGAUAAAUGUUGGAAACAUUAUCUUUUGAGAGGUCCAUCGCUGUGCCUUGAAAAAUGUCGGUGCUUUGAACUUUCCAUCGCUCAUAAUAGCACUUUGUCAGAAAGUUAAGGUUCCUAUUCAAGUCAAUAAAGAAUGAACCCCUAACAAAGGUGCCAUUACUAAGCAUAUUGCUUUAAAAUUUUCUAGCGAAGAACUGCCAUAGCAUUUGGAUCCCUCUCUGGUAUCUUUUCCACCUCGGCCCACUGACACUACUCCAUCAACUUCUAAAACUGCAUUUGAGCAAAAGGUCCUCGAGUCUCUAGAGGUUUUACAACAACAAUUCCAGAAACUUCACUCACUCAAUGCUCACAUUCCCUUUUUUUUCUAAGGAGUUGUCACUGAAACCCAAGGAGGAUGAUGAAGAGGGUGACGAACCUACUGCGGAGAAGCAGACCAUUGCAUAUGGAGGAGAAGCAGAGAAAACCAAAUCUGUCCAUGUUGAAUCUGAGAAGAAAGAUGAUGAUGUAACUCAAGCCCCAGCACCUGCUACCACUACCACCACACUAAGAGCGACAACACCUAUUACUGCACAAGAACGUGCAGUUCAUCAACUAAUCAAUGAACUCACAAAAUCAGACUCUGAUUCUGAAGAUCAGUUGCCUCUUAGUCAGAAAAAAAGGAAACAUUUCAAGACAACUGCUGGAGAAGCAGUCCCAGCUGAGAAUGGUGAAUCCGAGCUGCAGCAGCGUUACAAAUGUGCCGCCAAGAAGUCUACCGAACCAACUUAAGAUCUUUGAUCGUAGGUUUAGGUAGGAAGCAAGAAAAGAGAAGCAAGAAAAGAGAAGUAGGAAAAGAGAAUAAAGGAUGUGAAACAUUGCCAUGGAAAAUGGUGGGAUAGAUUGCCAACAUAAAUGCCAUGGCAAUUCCAGGAAGAUGACGUAACACUCAAUCCACAUCACUCUCAGUCAGCUAUAUGUGUACCUAUAAAUCAUCCUAAAAAGAGGAGUAAAAAAUGUGUGUUGAGAAGGACAGAUCUACCCUAUAAAAGAAGGAGAGAGAAGAGAAGAAAAGGACACAUGGAUUGUGAGGAGAAAAAAAAGAGAUGAGUUACUCUCUUUGAAAAAAAAUCUAGUGGAGAAAUUCAGAAGAGAAAGAGAAGGGAACAUCUAAAGAAGGGAGAUUACAAACGCGAAAGAGGGGAAGAGAAAUCUACCUUGGGUUUUGUGUAGAAUCUGGAUAAGAAGUUAGAGUGCAGCAAGAAAUUCUUGCAGUUUUGCCUUUGUUCUAUUUUCUUGGUGUUGAAUUGUGUGAUUUGUAAAACUUGAAAUAUGUUGAUGAAUGAUAUUGUUUUGGAUUUCAUUGCCCAACCCAGGAGCUAAUUAUCUUCGGGUUGGAAUUAUUUGAGUGAAUAUUGAAUUAACUGUAA